AUGUUUCAUCAUCAUCAUAAUAAUAAUAAUAAUAAUAAUAAUAAUAAUAAUAAUAAUAAUAAUAAUAAUAAUAAUAAUAAUAAUAAUAAUAAUAAUAAUAAUAAUAAUAAUAAUAAUAAUAAUAAUAGUAACCAACCAAACAAACGAAUAAAGAUAAAAAGGGAUUUCAUACAAAAAGGUUUAAAUAAUUACUUUGUUGUAUCUUAG
Molecule: messenger RNA, 207 nt
Organism: Schistosoma guineensis
Lineage: Eukaryota; Metazoa; Platyhelminthes; Trematoda; Strigeidida; Schistosomatidae
Source: the annotation of a GenBank genome assembly